AUGGCAACGAAGACGAUGACCAUGCCGAAGCACAAGCUUCCCAAGAAUAUCAAGCUCCCUCCAGAGAACGAGAGAUAUAUGAGAGCCUGCUCAGAUAUAGCGAACGCGCUGAUCCAGGAUUAUGAAGCGCAACGGGACGACAAGAAAUCAAAGAAGGAUAUCAACUUGAACAAGCUGCGGGGCAUAAUCGCGAAGAAACACUAUCUGAGCAAUCUACCGCCCUUGACAGCUAUUAUUGCUGCUGUCCCAGAGCAUUAUAAGAAAUAUAUCCUUCCAAAGUUGAUUGCAAAACCAAUAAGAACUUCCUCUGGAAUCGCUGUAGUUGCGGUGAUGUGCAAGCCUCAUCGUUGUCCACAUAUUGCGUACACCGGAAAUAUCUGUGUUUACUGCCCAGGUGGUCCAGACUCGGAUUUUGAAUACUCCACACAGUCUUAUACCGGAUAUGAGCCAACGUCGAUGCGAGCCAUCCGAGCUCGAUACGACCCGUUCGAACAGGCGCGUGGUCGUGUUGAUCAGAUUAAAUCACUUGGACACAGCGUCGAUAAGGUAGAAUACAUCAUCAUGGGCGGUACAUUCAUGUCAUUGCCUGAGGAGUAUAGAGAAACAUUCAUAUCACAGCUCCACAAUGCUCUAAGUGGCUAUCAAACCGAUAAUGUUGACGAGGCCGUGCAGGCUGGAGAAAUGAGUAAUACCAAAUGUGUCGGAAUUACGAUCGAGACACGGCCUGAUUACUGUCUUGACACCCAUCUCAGUAGCAUGCUUCGGUACGGCUGUACCAGGUUAGAAAUUGGAGUGCAGAGUCUUUACGAAGAUGUGGCGCGAGAUACAAAUAGAGGGCACACUGUAGCCGCCGUGGCGGAAACAUUUAAGCUGUCAAAGGAUGCCGGGUUCAAGGUGGUCAGCCAUAUGAUGCCCGAUCUUCCAAAUGUCGGAAUGGAGAGAGACCUCUUCCAGUUCCAGGAAUACUUCGAGAACCCCGAUUUCCGGACUGACGGUCUGAAAAUAUAUCCUACCCUUGUUAUUCGAGGAACUGGUCUUUAUGAACUCUGGAGGACUGGUCGCUACAAGAACUAUACCCCAAAUGCUUUAAUUGAUAUUGUCGCCAGGAUCCUCGCCCUUGUGCCUCCGUGGACCAGAAUUUACCGCGUGCAAAGAGAUAUUCCGAUGCCACUUGUCACGUCUGGCGUGGAGAAUGGAAAUCUCCGUGAACUUGCACUCAGCCGAAUGAAAGACUUUGGCACAACAUGCCGUGACGUCCGCACCCGAGAAGUUGGAAUUAAUGAGGUAAAAAACAAAAUCCGGCCAAAUCAGGUCGAACUCGUUCGACGUGACUACACAGCAAACGGAGGAUGGGAGACCUUCCUUGCAUACGAGGACCCAAAACAAGACAUUCUCAUCGGUCUUCUUCGACUUCGAAAGUGCAGUUCCACACACACUUUCCGCCCCGAGCUCACCGGUCAGCAAACUAGUUUGGUACGAGAGCUACACGUCUACGGCUCUGCAGUCCCAGUUCAUGGCCGGGACCCUCGCAAGUUCCAGCACCGUGGGUUUGGAACUUUGCUUAUGGAGGAGGCGGAGAGGAUAGCCCGUGAAGAGCACAGAAGCCGCAAGAUUAGUGUUAUCUCAGGCGUGGGGGUACGGAGCUACUACGCCAAGCUAGGAUAUUACCUUGACGGAGUAUAUAUGAGCAAAAUGCUUGAUCCUCUUGACGAUACCCAGGAUUCUGAAUAG
This is a messenger RNA of Microsporum canis CBS 113480, 1731 nucleotides long. RefSeq names its product elongator complex protein 3. Gene Ontology annotation, molecular function: iron-sulfur cluster binding; acyltransferase activity, transferring groups other than amino-acyl groups. Gene Ontology annotation, cellular component: nucleus; elongator holoenzyme complex; cytoplasm. Lineage: Eukaryota; Fungi; Ascomycota; Eurotiomycetes; Onygenales; Arthrodermataceae. The transcript has 2 exons. The record is from RefSeq and is a predicted model, not a curated record. Gene Ontology annotation, biological process: tRNA wobble base 5-methoxycarbonylmethyl-2-thiouridinylation. The coding region runs from base 1 to 1731 and encodes 576 amino acids.